CCAAAAAAACGCCUUUUCCUUAAAUAUUAAAUACAUAUUCUGCUUAGUUAUCAGUGAAUUUAAAAUAAAAAGAUAAUGUAUUUAAUGCUCCAACUCUAAUUUCUUUACAAAAACCAUUUCCAAAAGUUCCAAAAGAAUGCAAUUUUUCAAAUACAUCUCUAUAUUAAAGCAUUAAAGCUAUAGAAAGAGGAUCUUUAUAUUCUGGAAUUACUUAAAGUAUUUUAAAACCAUCUAAAAUAGCUUCAGUAUUGGCUAAAGGAUUUAAAAAAAGACAAGAAAAUAAUUAAAAAAGCUAUUGUUUUUCUUCUUCUGCCACUGAAGGUUUCCCUACAAUAAAGUUUUUAAGAAAAAACAUUGUAUAAAUGAUAAAAUCUUCAUCUAUUUAUGUGCAUUUUUAGAAAAAACUUUCCGAAGAAAUUUCCUUUAAAAUUCCUUACUGAAUCAAUCUAAGUUUAUUUUCAAAAUUUUCGGAAAUAAAGUUACCAAAAAGACGCAAAAUUUCACUUAAGAUUUGUGUAUUGAUAUUUUAAAAGAAUAUUUGGGAAAUUUCACUGAUUAAUUCUUCUUCCUCUUAUGUUUUAUUAUAUAGUUCAACUAUUUCUUUUUAGCAAUAUAUAUUUCCAAUUAUUAUUAUAAUUUCCUUUAAUGUUUGAUUUUCGUUUUAAUUGUUGUUAUUUUUAAUUUCUUAUAAAAUUUUACUCAAUAUAUUUAAUAAGUUAAUGUACUGAUGUUCUUCUUGUUUUUAUAUUUAGAUUUUAUCUUGAAUUAUGUAUGUUAUUUGAAUUCGAAGUUAUUUUAGCUUUUAUUAAAUGACUAAUUAAGGGCUUUUCAUUGAAUCAAAAAGCUACUGAAUAUAUAAAGAUAUUGGAAUUUAUUUUUCUUCUUAGAUUUAUUGCAUUCCAUAUAGGUUCAUACGCUUCUUGUUUAUUUGACGGCUUAUGGUUUUUUUACGAAUUUCUUAACGAUGUUGAUCUUUUGCGUUAUUUAUUUUACUU
Messenger RNA from Ichthyophthirius multifiliis, 995 nucleotides. RefSeq lists its product as hypothetical. NCBI's taxonomy places the organism in Eukaryota, Ciliophora, Oligohymenophorea, Hymenostomatida. The transcript has a single exon. The record is from RefSeq and is a predicted model, not a curated record. The annotation marks the transcript as partial.